GACAGAGAGUGCCGAGCGCCCAGCGAGCGCUCCGACCCGCCGAGGAACCCCAAGGGCUGGUCAGCCGCAAAAUCCGACAUGAAAAUCCUCGUGGCCUUGGCAGUCUUUUUUCUCGCCUCCACUCAACUGUUUGCAGAAGAAAUUGGAGCCAACGAUGAUCUGAAUUAUUGGUCUGACUGGUCCGACAGAGACCAGAUCAAGGAGGAGCUGCCCGAGCCCUUUGAGCAUCUUCUGCAGAGAAUCGCCCGCAGACCCAAGCCUCAGCAGUUCUUCGGAUUAAUGGGCAAACGGGAUGCUGGACAUGGCCAGCUCUCUCAUAAAAGGCAUAAAACAGAUUCCUUUGUUGGACUAAUGGGCAAAAGAGCUUUAAAUUCUGUGGCUUAUGAAAGGAGUGCAAUGCAGAAUUAUGAAAGAAGACAUAAAUAAACUACCUAAUGUAUUAUUCAUUGAGCUUCAUUUGUGUCAAUGGCCAAGGCAAGAUAAAAUGAGACAUGCGCUAUGAGGAAUAAUUAUUUAUUUAAUAAUAAUUGUUGUUUUGAGUUGAAAACUCAAAAAGUAUUUAUUUUUCAUAUUGUGCCAAUAUGUGUUGUAAAAGCGUGUUGUAAUUCUAAUAUGACAACUCGCUCAGAAGUAGAAGUCAGUGGUAAUUUCUCAACAAAGCACAGUAUUCAAUGAAGUUGUAAAAGCCUAUCAGAGCUAUAGUCUCCAAAGAAAGAAACCAUUUCUCUUUGUUGGCAGCAGUCACAUCAGCUACUACUAAAGAAAGGAAACUCACAGAUAGGCUGAGCUUCUCCGUUUGUUUUCGUGGUGAAAGUGUACUGAGACUUGAUACCAAACUGUGUUUGUAUCCCUGCAGCAUGUUUCAUCUUUUGUGACUAUAUAGAGAUGUUUUAAAAGUUUUAAUGUGAUUCUAAGGUCUUUAUUUUAUUGUACAAUGUGUUGUGAUAGUUUACAUUUUAAAUAAAAGAAAAAAAUAUCUUGAGAAUUGGGUCUUAUUCUUUCAUUAACAUUUAUGUCAAAUCAGCAACCUUUCUUUUAGUAGAUGAAAUAUGUUCCAAGCUGUUUUUGGCUGCUAAAUACUGAAACAGAAAACUACUAAAUCUCUCUUUCUUAAGGAAAAUGACCAAAAUGUAAUCCCAGUUUCUCUCACACACACACUUUUGGCACAGGAUCAUUCAUGGAGAAAACAAUUACAUUCUGGUCCCCAAAACAGUUAAGGCUCAAUUCUGUUUAUAUGUGCUUAUGAUUCCCUUUUAUACAUAGGAUAAUCUAUUUCAAAGAU
Molecule: messenger RNA, 1282 nt
Organism: Delphinapterus leucas (beluga whale)
Lineage: Eukaryota; Metazoa; Chordata; Mammalia; Artiodactyla; Monodontidae
Source: RefSeq, a predicted model, not a curated record